Molecule: messenger RNA, 434 nt
Organism: Staurois parvus
Lineage: Eukaryota; Metazoa; Chordata; Amphibia; Anura; Ranidae
Source: the annotation of a GenBank genome assembly
AGGCAGUGGGCUCCGAGUCAACUGGUAUGACCGCGGGCACUGGGUCAGACAUUGGAUCGUCUGACCGGACAGCGGGCAUCAGGUCACCAGGCAUCAGGUCAUUUGGCUCGACCGCGGGCACCGCGUCAUCUGGCAAGGCAGUGGGCUCCGAGUCAACUGGCAUGACCGCGGGCACUGGGGCAGACAUUGAAUCGUCUGGCUGGACAGCGGGCAUCGGAUCACCAGGCAUCAGGUCAUUUGGCUCGACAGCGGGCACCGCGUCAUCUGGCAAGGCAGUGGUCUCCGAGUCAACAGGCCCGACAGUGGGCACCGGUCAUCAGGUACCGGAUUGUCUGGCUCGACAGCGGGCAUCGGGUCAUCAGGCAUCAGGUCAUUUGGCUUGCCAGCGGGCACCGCGUCAUCUGGCAAGGCAGUGGGCACCAAGUCACCAGGUA